AUGGCUACGUUCCGAGAGAUAUCUGAUACUUCACCCAUCCGCGUAGCAUGCGUGGGAGGUGGUCAACUUGGGCGUAUGAUGGCGCUGGAGGCCCCUCGACUUGGAAUUCAGAUGAAGUUUCUCGAUCCAGGCGGUGUCAAGUGUCCUGCCGCUCAAAUUGUCCCCUCGAGUAGCAUCAUUGAGGGAGGACUCAAGGAUGGUGACAAGAUCCGAGAGUUGAGCAAAAGUGUAGAUGUUGUGACUGUUGAAAUUGAGCACGUUGAUGUUGAGACCUUGGAAGCCUUGGAAAAGGAGGGUGUGAACGUUCAGCCAAGUGGUCAAGUACUAAGAACAAUUCAAGACAAACUUGUCCAGAAGACGCACUUUCAAUCCCACGGCAUUGAACUACCUCCAUUCGCCGAUACGCCAUCAAAAGACGCCAUCAAACAAGCUGCUGUAACUCUUGGUCUACCACUGAUGUUGAAAUCUAGAAAGGGAGGAUACGACGGACGGGGAAAUGCCGUUCUAAAGACAUCUGAAGAUGCUGACAUUGAGGCUGCUUUGGCCAGUUUGGGGUGCAAGGACACUUCUGCCCCCGACCUAGGCGUUUAUGCAGAGGGUUGGAUCGACUUCGAUUGUGAAGUUGCUGUCAUGGUCGUGCGAUCUGCUAAUGGCUCUGAAACUAGCUCGUAUCCAGCCGUCAAUGCUAUUCAGCAGAAUUCGAUCUGUAGGGUUGUCUUGGCGCCAGCACGCAACGUCUCUCUCGAAAGAAGAGAAAUAUGCGAAAGAUUAGCGAAGAAGGCUAUCGAGUCCUUGGGAGCAAAAGCCUCUGGAGUUUUUGGAGUAGAAUUGUUUGUCACAAACGAUGGUAAGGUGAUGCUGAACGAGGUAGCACCUCGCCCUCACAACACGGGGCACUACACACAAGACGCAUGCGUCAUCAGUCAAUUUGAAAACCACCUUCGUGGAGUCUGUGGGAUGAAACUGGGAUCGACUAAAAUGGUUGUAGAGGCUGCAGCUAUGGUCAAUGUUUUGGGAGCUCCUUCGGGCACAUCAGAGGAUACACUCAAGAGUUCGAACGCUGCUUUGGCAAUGCCUACAGCAGUUGUUCACUGGUAUGGAAAGCAAGGAUGCCGAGCAGGUCGAAAGAUGGGUCACAUUAAUCUUACUGGAUCUUCACAAGCUGAGUUGGAUGGUUGCCUGUCGGAAUUGUUUGCACUGGAAGGAAUUCCAGUUUCUCUGAUGCCUGGGGGUAGACUUGCUUCCUCGCCGUUGGUUGGUGUCAUUAUGGGAUCUCAAAGUGAUCUUCCAACCAUGAAUGCCGCGAUCGAUAUGUUGAAGAAGUUCAAGGUUCCAUAUGAAGUUGACAUCGUCUCAGCACAUCGAACCCCUGACAAGCUCAUGUCGUACAGUAGGGGUGCUGCGGAUCGGGGCAUCCGCGUUAUCAUAGCGGGUGCAGGUGGUGCCGCGCAUUUGCCAGGAAUGGUCGCUGCCAUGACCCCUCUACCUGUCGUUGGUGUGCCUGUUAAGACUUCAACACUGAGUGGAGUGGAUUCCUUGUACAGUAUCGUUCAAAUGCCUCGCGGUGUUCCAGUCGCAACUGUAGCGAUUGGAAACGCCAUGAAUGCUGGACUUCUUGCAAUUCGAAUCUUGUCUACCCACAAAGCAGAGCUUCGGCAGGAAAUGAAGGAUUAUCAAGACGAAAUGAGUGAAAUGGUAGAGGGUAUGAGCUCCAAGCUUUUGGACCUGGGAAGUGAUGAGUUCUUGAACCAAAUGGACAAUAAAAACAAGUCUGUCAACGUGUAA
This is a messenger RNA of Cylindrotheca closterium, 1785 nucleotides long. NCBI's taxonomy places the organism in Eukaryota, Bacillariophyta, Bacillariophyceae, Bacillariales, Bacillariaceae. The record is from the annotation of a GenBank genome assembly.